AUGACGAUGUUAUCAUUGAUCUAUCUCAAAAGAGGGUAGCAGAGAAAGGGAUAGGGAGGGAAAGAAAGAAAGAAAGAAAGACCGUAAUGAACUGGCCUCAGAUGCUUUCACGCUUUCAUUCCUACUCCCUUCUUUCUAUGAUGCUGCAUACAUUAGUUAACCUCUCCUUGCCUUUCACAGAUCUUCUUUACUGUCCAGCCACUGGUCUCCUCCCACUGGGCACACACUGGUUGAAUCAAUGUUGUUUCCACGUCAUUUCAACGGAAUUACGUUGAACCAACGUGGAAUAGACAUUGAAUUGACGUCUGUGUCCAGUGGGUUCUGCCUUCCAUCAUGGAUAGUACAGAGUGUUCUGCCUUCCAUCAUGGAGAGUACAGAGUGUUAGAGUGGGCUUGUGUGCUCCAUCUUCUCUACUGUCCGUCCACUGGUCUCCUCUGCCAUCCAUCAUGGAUAGUACAGAGUGUAUUCCCUUACUGCCUAAUUCACUGCAUUAGGGACUCACAGACGGAGAUCAAUAGGUGCUUUGUUUGUUAAUGCUUCCGCCUGCUCCCUUCCUCCUCUCUCCCCUCCCCCACCGAUUGUGAACGUUUGCCUCGUUGAACGGCCAGGCAGAAAACCCAUCCCUUUCAACUCACUCACUCACCUCAUCCCUCCUCUGUCCUCCUUUUUCAACUUACUUCCCAUGCAGCUCUCCAUCUCCAUCCUUCAUUUUCCUGGUAGGAUGAGAAGAAGUAGGGGAUGAGGGAGAUCAGGGUGAAUGGGACAUUAUCAUCACAUUGCUUCUCUCACCCUUAACCUCGCUCUCUUGCUCUCUCCCUUGCUUUUUUUGUACACACUCUACCUUCACUUCACCUUCUGUGUUUUCACCUUACUUGUCGGUUUCUUACACUUUUCCUCUCUCCCCUGACCGUAUGUCUGCACUGUGUGUAUCUUCUCUCUUUCGCUCCUGUCUCCCCCCUGACCACAUGCCAUGUCCAUGCCCUCUCUCUCUCUCUCUCUCUCUCUCUCUCUCGCUCAUCCUCUCUCUCACCUGUCUUUUGGAUUCUCUCUCUCUCUCUCUUACCUGUCUUCUUCCCUCUCUCUCUCAGAGAACGCUCGCGCCCGGCGGAAGAGCAUAGCCAACGUGAAGCAGCCAAGCAUGGAGAUCCCUCCCACUGCCCCCCCCCAACCCUUCCGACAAUCCGUGAGUACCCCUCCAUCCUCCCGCCCUCGCUCGCUCCCCCCAUCCCUCUCUCUCUCCCUCCCUUCUCACUCCCCACCGCACACCUGUCGCAGGGCCAGUGGAACCCCUCCCUUCCCCUUCUCCCUCCCCCUCGCCCUCUCACCCUCUCUCUCCCCCUCCCUCCCCCAUGGCCACUCCUGCCCUCAGCAACGCUACAAGAAAGGGGUCGGUACACCCCCUCUCCCUCGCUCGCUGCCCCUCUCCCCCUGCCUCUCUCUUAGUCUCCCCCACUCCCCCCCUUCUUCUAAUUGGCCGGGGGACUGGAGGGUUGCCGCUUCCAGCCCAGUGACGGGACGCCAUAUUGCACCUCUGCCUCCCAUCGAGGUACAUGACUCAGAUGUCUCUGUAUGUGGUGAAAAAAAAUAACUAAACUUUAUGUUAUGUCCUUUGCCAAAUGCUAUGGAGUUUUCUGUUCCCUGUGCCAAAUGUGAUCCACCACUGUGAUUCAGUUCUUCUGACUGAAUGAGGCUUAAAAGUGUCAGACAGGCCGGCUAAUCAAGCCAGAAUGACUUAUCUAGUCCAACCAGUCGGUUACCGUGACGGUCAGCAAAUGAGUCAAAUCUUUAGUCACUUCUUUAAAACAGACUUCAGUGACACAAAGCUCACAAAAAGUGAAUGGUUUGUCUCGAUUCAGACAAAUUCCUCCCAGAAUGUAGUGUUCAAUGUUGAUGUGCAAUGUGCAGUUUGAUAUCUGAGUGGAUGUUAGACAUGGAGAGAAGCUGAAUUUAGGUGAUUCAGUAUUGUAAGACUGUCAAAAAAGCAUUGUGAGGCUGUUAUUCAGAUACAAUAGCAGCAUGUCUCUCCUUUCACUCUGAGAGGAAUAGGCUGUAUAGUAGUCGUAUAUGGAACCCUAUACUGUAUGUUGCGGAGAAUGACAUCAUUCAUUGGUUUUCAUUCUACUAUUGAAGCCAUGUUCUCUCUGUCAGCACUUCUUAUAAAAGACACAGUGUCAACACACAGCAUGUUAUUUAAAACCUGUGUUAUAUAUUGACAAAAUCAGCUAAUCAAAAUCAGGGGAAUAUGGUUGCAUGGAAGCACAUACAGGACAACUGCACCGCAAUAUGAAGCUCCUAUUUUUACUGAGGUCCAGUGUAUGCUGUUGGAUUAUGGGUAUAUUUAUGGCACAACACCACCCACUAUUGGUUAUCAGAUGAUACUACACUAUUCUACUACUGCUGAACUGUGGCUGUAUGACUGAUAUAAUAUGUAAUAAAUCUUUGUUGCUCUCCCCCUUCAUGCAUCUGUCAUUCACUAAAUCACAUACGUCCUCCAUUUCUUCAAAUCCAUUUUGGGCCCAAAAUGUCCAUCUUUCUUUACUCACACCCACCCUAUUUUCCCUCUCUAUAACUUUGAUCUAUCUCUUUUCCUGCUACCCUCCCUCUCUCUCUCUCCCCCUCUCUCAUCCCUGUUUCACAUCUUCUCAUUCUUCACCUCCUCCUCCCUCUCUCCAUUGCUGCCCUGUUCAGAGUUUCCUCAGUAGAAGGUUGAAGGGCUCUAUCAAGAGGGCUAAGAGUCAGCCCAAACUGGACCGCACCAGCAGCUUCCGCCACAUGAUCCUCCCCCGCUUCCGUAGUGCCGACCAGGACAGGUACGAGUCUCUGUGUGUGUCUAUGUGUGUGUCUGUGAGUGUGUGCAUGUGUUCCCUGCUCUCUUUUAUCCAAAGCGACUUACAGUCAUGCGUGCAUACAUUUUUUUGUGUAUGGGUGGUCCCGGGGAUCAAACCCACUACCCUGGCGUUACAAGCGCCGUGCUCUACCAGCUGAGCUACAGAGGACCACAUUUAAGUAAGUGUGUGUGUGUACACUCCAACCUGUGUGUCCACAUGUAUGUGGGACUCUUAAAGGUGCUUUCUUGUGUCUAUUUUGGAUACCUUUCAAGGACAAUCUGGUAUGUACUGUGCUUUUACUAUUCCUCCUAGCUUUAAUGAAACCAGUAAGCCUUGACAGUAAGUGUUUGUUUCAUAACCGCCCCUUUCGGUGCAGCUGCACUCCCAUUUUACAUACUACAUUUUUUAUGACUGCUUAAUACAUGGAGAAUACCAAUGGAAGAUUUAAUAAAAAGUCCUGACCUCUCCAUGGCAACCAUCAGACAGCCGUAUGGCCACAGAACGGACAUACCUUACAUGAACAUGUGUGGGUAAAAAAACUUGAAUUAUACCUACAGUGGGGAAAAAAAGUAUUUAGUCAGCCACCAAUUGUGCAAGUUCUCCCACUUAAAAAGAUGAGAGAUGCCUGUAAUUUUCAUCAUAGGUACACGUCAACUAUGACAGACAAAUUGAGGGAAAAAAAUCCAGAAAAUCACAUCGUAGGAUUUUUAAUGAAUUUAUUUGCAAAUUAUGGUGGAAAAUAAGUAUUUGGUCACCUACAAACAAGCAAGAUUUCUGGCUCUCACAGACCUGUAACUUCUUCUUUAAGAGGCUCCUCUGUCCUCCACUCGUUACCUGUAUUAAUGGCACCUGUUUGAACUUGUUAUCAGUAUAAAAGACACCUGUCCACAACCUCAAACAGUCACACUCCAAACUCCACUAUGGCCAAGACCAAAGAGCUGUCAAAGGACACCAGAAACAAAAUUGUAGACCUGCACCAGGCUGGGAAGACUGAAUCUGCAAUAGGUAAGCAGCUUGGUUUGAAGAAAUCAACUGUGGGAGCAAUUAUUAGGAAAUGGAAGACAUACAAGACCACUGAUAAUCUCCCUCGAUCUGGGGCUCCACGCAAGAUCUCACCCCGUGGGGUCAAAAUUAUCACAAGAACGGUGAGCAAAAAUCCCAGAACCACACGGGGGAACCUAGUGAAUGACCUGCAGAGAGCUGGGACCAAAGUAACAAAGCCUACCAUUAGUAACACACUACGCCGCCAGGGACUUAAAUCCUGCAGUGCCAGACGUGUCCCCUUGCUUAAGCCAGUACAUGUCCAGGCCCGUCUGAAGUUUGCUAGAGUGCAUUUGGAUGAUCCAGAAGAGGAUUGGGAGAAUGUCAUAUGGUCAGAUGAAACCAAAAUAGAACUUUUUGGUAAAAACUCAACUCGUCGUGUUUGGAGGACAAAGAAUGCUGAGUUGCAUCCAAAGAACACCAUACCUACUGUGAAGCAUGGGGGUGGAAACAUCAUGUUUUGGGGCUGUUUUUCUGCAAAGGGACCAGGACGACUGAUCCGUGUAAAGGAAAGAAUGAAUGGGGCCAUGUAUCGUGAGAUUUUGAGUGAAAACCUCCUUCCAUCAGCAAGGGCAUUGAAGAUGAAACGUGGCUGGGUCUUUCAGCAUGACAAUGAUCCCAAACACACCGCCCGGGCAACGAAGGAGUGGCUUCGUAAGAAGCAUUUCAAGGUCCUGGAGUGGCCUAGCCAGUCUCCAGAUCUCAACCCCAUAGAAAAUCUUUGGAGGGAGUUGAAAGUCCGUGUUGCCCAGCGACAGCCUCAAAACAUCACUGCUCUAGAGGAGAUCUGCAUGGAGGAAUGGGCCAAAAUACCAGAAACAGUGUGUGAAAACCUUGUGAAGACUUACAGAAAACGUUUGACCUGUGUCAUUGCCAACAAAGGGUAUAUAACAAAGUAUUGAGAAACUUUUGUUAUUAACCAAAUACUUAUUUUCCACCAUCAUUUGCAAAUAAAUUCAUUAAAAAUCCUACAAUGUGAUUUUCUGGAUUAUUUUUUCUCAUUUUGCCUGUCAUAGUUGACGUGUACCUAUGAUGAAAAUUACAGGCCUCUCUCAUCUUUUUAAGUGGGAGAACUUGCACAAUUGGUGGCUGACUAAAUACUUUUUUUCCCCACUGUAUACACUGGCUAUAUUAUUUAAUGAUGCUAAUAGGGGUAGUCUUCUCUGCAGGGAUACAUACUGCAGGACCCAUGCAUUCUCCAUGACUGUAUCAUGGAGACAUUUCCCAUUCUUGUAUUUACAGAAUACAAGAAUACUCUGCCCUCCCUAAAUCCUGGCAUUGAAUGGUUCAGCAGACUUUUAGCCCUCCAUAACUGGCUACAAAACUAUUGCAGCUCUGUGCGUGUAACAUUUAUCGUCAAUUUUGAUACCUUCUGGAAACAAAUAUUGUCUUAUAAGGAGGAUGGGAUCCACCCAAAUCAUUUGGGUUCCUGGAUCCUUUCACAGCAUUAUAAGGCUGCAUUGAGACAAUGACUUAUCAAUGACCCAAGUCCAGCUCAUUUAAUCCCUACCAUUGUGUCGCUGAGUUGUCAUAAUGAUUCAGCAAAUGUACAUUAUCCUAGGGGUAUUGGAAGACACAAUGUAAAUAACCUAAUUUAUGUCCCUCUUACUACCCAGAAUGUCUCUACUGAUACUACAACUAUUGUAUGCAGUAAUCAUAUGCCUAUGAACCAGAGUAAUACUGUUAGCACUGAGGUGGUGUGCCGUAGUAGGACGUCCACUGUGUGCAGCUCAUCCUGCACUAAUAAAAAUAACCUGAGUAUGUCUACCUCUGCUAAGCUUCCCAGUAAAGCAAGAAAAAUAAUCAAGCAUCCCAGAAAAGUGUUAAAAAUAGCCCACGUUAACAUAUGUAGCUUAAGAAACAAGGUUCAUGAAAUCAAUAAUUUGCUAGUAACAGAUGAUAUUUUCACAAUCUCUGAAACUCACUUAGAUAAUACCUUUGAUGAUACAGUGGUAGCAAUACAAGGUUAUAACAUUUACAGAAAAUACAGAAAUGCCAAUGGGGGCGGUGUUGCGGUCUAUAUUCAGAACCACAUUCCUGUAAAGCUUAGAGAGGAUAUCAUGUUAAAUACUGUUGAAGUAAUAUGGCUACAGGUUCACCUGCCUCACCUAAAGCCCAUUCUGGUAGGAAGCUGCUAUAGACCACCAAGUGCUAACAGUCCGUAUCUGGAUAACAUGUGUGAAAUGCUUGAUAAUAUACAGUGGGGAGAAAAAGUAUUUAGUCAGCCACCAAUUGUGCAAGUUCUCCCACUUAAAAAGAUGAGAGAGGCCUGUAAUUUUCAUCAUAGCUACACGUAAACUAUGAUAGACAAAUUGAGAGAAAAGAAAAUCUAGAAAAUCACAUUGUAGGAUUUUUAAUGAAUUUAUUUGCAAAUUAUGGUGAAAAAUAAGUAUUUUUUUAACAAAUAAAAUGCUAUUUCACAGUAAACAAAUUGACAACAGACUUUCAGGACGCUUAUAGGGAAGGACAUUCAACAAGCACUUACACAAACGACUGAUGUCGACUGAAAUUAAUGAUAAAAAGAUGGUGAGGGCUGUUUUGUUAGACUUCAGUGCGGAUUUUGACAUUAUCAAUCAUAGUCUGUUGCUGGAUAAAUGUAUGUGUUUUAGCUUUACACCCCCUGCUAUAUUGUGGAUAAAGAGUUACCUGUCUAUCAUAACACAGAGGGUGUUAUUUAAUGGAAGCCUCUCCAACAAAAUCCAGGUAGAAUCAGGAAUUCCCCAGGGCAGCUAUCUAGGCCCCUUACUUUUUAGGGUUAAGUGCCUUGCUCAAGGGCACAUCGACAGAUUUUUCACCUAGUCGGCUCAGGGAUUAGAACCAGCGACCUUUCGGUUACUGGCACAACGCUCUCAACCACUAAUCAAACUGUCCACUUAGGAAGCAACACUGAUUGACAAUAUAUUUCACAUGCUGUUGUGCAAAUGGAAUAGACAACAGGUGGAAAUUAUAGGCAAUUAGCAAGACACCCCCAAUAAAGGACUGGUUUUGCAGGUGGUGACCAUAGACCACUUCUCAGUUCCUAUGCUUCCUGGCUGAUGUUUUGGUCACUUUUGAAUGCUGGCGGUGCUUUCACUCUAGUGGUAGCAUGAGACGGAGUCUACAACCCACACAAGUGGCUCAGGUAGUGCAGCUCAUCCAGGAUGGCACAUCAAUGCGAGCUGUGGCAAGAAGGUUUGCUGUGUCUGUCAGCGUAAUGUCCAGAGCAUGGAGGCGCUACCAGGAGACAGGCCAGUACAUCAGGAGACGUGGAGGAGGCCGUAGGAGGGCAACAACCCAGCAGCAGGAAUGCUACCUCCGCCUUUUUGCAAGGAGGAGCAGGAGGAGCACUGCCAGAGCCCUGCAAAAUGACCUCCAGCAGGCCACAAAUGUGCAUGUGUCUGCUCAAACGGUCAGAAACAGACUACAUUAGGGUGGUAUGAGGGCCCGACGUCCACAGGUGUGGGUUGUGCUUACAGCCCAACACCGUGCAGGACGUUUGGCAUUUGCCAGAGAACACCAAGAUUGGCAAAUUCGCCACUGGCGCCCUGUGCUCUUCACAGAUGAAAGCAGGUUCACACUGAACACAUGUGACAGACGUGACAGAGUCUGGAGACGCCGUGGAGAACGUUCUGCUGCCUGCAACAUCCUCCAGCAUGACCGGUUUGGUGGUGGGUCAGUCAUGGUGUGGGGUGGCAUUUCUUUGGGGGGCCGCACAGCCCUCCAUGUGCUCGCCAGAGGUAGCCUGACUGCCAUUAGGUACCGAGAUGAGAUCCUCAGACCCCUUGUGAGACCAUAUGCUGGUGCGGUUGGCCCUGGGUUCCUCCUAAUGCAAGACAAUGCUAGACCUCAUGUGGCUGGAGUGUGUCAGCAGUUCCUGCAAGAGGAAGGCAUUGAUGCUAUGGACUGGCCCGUCCAUUCCCCAGACCUGAAUCCAAUUGAGCACAUCUGGGACAUCAUGUCUCGCUCCAUCCACCAACGCCAUGUUGCACCACAGACUGUCCAGGAGUUGGCGGAUGCUUUAGUCCAGGUCUGGGAUGAGAUCCCUCAGGAGACCAUCCACCACCUCAUCAGGAGCAUGCCCAGGCGUUGUAGGGAGGUCAUACAGGCACGUGGAGGCCACACACACUACUGAGCCUCACUUUGACUUGUUUUAAGGACAUUACAUCAAAGUUGGAUCAGCCUGUAGUGUCCAAAUCCAGACCUCCGUGGGUUGAUAAAUUUGAUUUCCAUUGAUAAUUUUUGUGUGAUUUUGUUGUCAGCACAUUCAACUAUGUAAAGAAAAAAGUAUUUAAUAAGAUUAUUUAAUUCAUUCAGAUCUAGGAUGUGUUAUUUUAGUGUUCCCUUUAUUUUUUUGAGCAGUGUAUUUAAAAAACUAAAAGCAUUGUAUUUGGGACAAAUCAUUUACUAAACCCUAAACCUCAACUAAAUCUUGCAAUGAGUAAUGUGGAAAAUGAGCAAGUUGAGGAUACUAAAUUGCUUGGAGUAACUCUGGAUUGUAAACUCUCAUGGUCAAAACCUAUUGAUACAACAGUAGCUAGGAUGGGGAGAAGUCUUUCUAUAAUAAAGCGCUGCUCUGCAUUCUUAACAGCACUAUCAACAAGGCAGGUCCUAUAGGCCCUAGUUUUGUCGCACCUGGACGACUGUUCAGUCGUGUAGUCAGGUGCCACAAAGAGGCACUUAGGAAAAUUGCAGUUGGCUCAGAACAGGGAAGCACAGCUGGCCCUUGGAUGUACACAGAGAGCUAACAUUAAUAACAUGCAUGUCAAUCUCUCCUGGCUCAAAGCGGAGGAGAGAUUGACUUCAUCACUACUUGUAUUAUUGAGCGGUAUUGACAUGUUGAAUGAACCAAGCUGUCUGUUUGAACUACUGGCACACAGCUCGGACAUCCAUGCAUACCCUACAAGACAUGCCACCAGAGGUCUCUUCAUACUCUCCAAGUCAAGAACAGACUAUGGGAGGCACACAGUACUACAUAGAGCCAUGACUACAUGGAACUCUAUUCCACAUCAAGUAACUCAUGCCAGCAGUAAAAUUAGAUUUAAAAAACAGAUAAAAAUACACUUUAUUGAACAGCGGGAACUGUGAAGCAACACAAACAUAGACACAUGCAUACAAACACAUGAUAACAUACGCACUAUACACACAUGUACACAUGGAUUUUGUGUUGUGGAUAUGUGGUAGUAGAGUAGAGACCUGAGGGCACACACUUAAUAUGUUGUGAAAUCUGUUAUGAAUGUAAUGUUUUUAAAAUGUAUAACUGCCUUAAUUUUGCUGGACCCCAGGAAGAGUAAUGGGGAUCCAUAAUAAAUACAAAUACAAAAUACAGCAGUUUGACUAUAGAUCCAACUCCUAUCUAAUGGUCGUCAGACCUGGUUAAAAUGUACCUGAUUUAGAUAAGAGUUUGCAGUCUGGGGACUAAUCCAUUGCUUUUUAUCUGCACAGGCUUUUUACUGUAUGUGCAUGGAAGCAAGUUUUGAAGCAUAGAAAGGAUAAAUAGAAAACAUCUGAAUAAAUUUAAAACAACAUAUGGAUUUUAUGCAAAUCUGUCAGCAUGAUAGUGCCAGUAGCUAGCUAAAUAAACAAUGGCAAAUCAGUGACAUGACAUUGGUGCUAUAGCUACUCCAAGUUGACCUGUGUAGAAGAGGUCAUUUGGAUCUUGAAAGGGCUUAAGUGCGGUCGAGGAGCUGUUCUUUUCAUGAUUUAUUCAUUGAAGAGAUCCGGACAUAUUUCAUCCAUGGAUGGUUAAGUCUGAGGAUACACAGAAAGACAAGUCAAGCAGCUUCUGAAGUCCGUCAUGUUUCGCCAGGGAGAUGGUCUUCAAAGCAUCAAUGACUGAUUUCCUUUUCAAAGGCCUUAGUUCAAACACAGUUGGCUUUUGGUAGUCUCCUGGCUUACUGUAGGUAAUGGAGAUGUGUGGUUUGUUUUGGUCAUUUGCUGGUAUUUAGCCCCCUAUAUGAAUACAUUAGGGUGACUUUCUACAUAUUUUGUGUCGUUAUGUUGGAUAAGUUGCUUGAGGUGUAGUUGCUGGGGCAGUUUUCCCUUUUUAGAUACUUUCUGUUGUUUUUGAAACACCUGCCUGCAUCUUGGGUAUGAAGAGUGUUGGUAGAAAGUGCGUUUUGGGGGAUGGACUUUUUUCCAGUGUGGCUUAGCUGUGUUGUACCAACAGUUUACAUAACAACUUGAUUUCCUCUGAGAGGUUUUCUCUCCCACCGUAUUCCCCCUCUCCUUCUCUCUCCCUCUGUCUCUCUCACACUCUCGCCCUCCCUUUCUCGACCUCCCCCACUGUCCUUUAUUUCUCUCAUUCUGACUCAUUUCUUUGGGUCUAUUUUUAUCUCUCCCUCCACAUCUCUCUCCUAUCUUUCUCUCUCUCUCUCCCUCUCCCUCUCUUUCCCACUCCACUGUAAGUAUUCAAUGUUCUGAUGCACAUUAUGAGUGAAUGUACACAAAAACUGUGGCACAGGGAGAACGCGAGAGAGCUGGACGCAUCAGGGACAUCAUAGUAGGGAGACUGUUUCUUUUUUUUUCUCAGAUUUUUCUGUGUUGUGGUCUGUGUUGUGGUCUCUGUUGUGGUCUCUGUUGUGGUCUCUGACAUUCCCUUUGUGUCAUUCUGUAUCUGUCUCUUCAGUUCAGUGGUAUUGUGGCAUAAUCGGUGUGUGUGUUUGUGUUCGUCUGUGUAUAUGUAUAAGUGAAUGUGGGCGGGUAUGGCGGGCAAGCGUCAGAGAACAAUUUUAUCCAUGUGUUACUUUGUGCCUUAUGCAUGUAUGGCUGUCAAUAGAAACAUAGCUUUGUUGUCCAAGAAAUAUCAUGAUAACACUAUUGUUAUUAUGCUGAAAUCUAAUGUAAUCCAGUGAAACUCUAAUUGAAUGCUAAUGUGUUGACUUCUUUAGAUGACAAUUAGACCCAUAGUGAGACUAGCAGCACAUUGUUUUUUGAUGUGACCUCUUUUCAAGCUCACAGAACACAGAAUUUAUGAGUACAGACGGAAUGCUUUGGCAUGAAAAGCAGAAUGGUUGCGUGCUGUUUCUCAACUUUUCAGAAUAAGAUAUGCUCAAGUGUAGCUUAGAAAAACUCCACGGUUAGAUUUGUUAGUGAGAUUGUAGGGAGCUAUAAACAGUGGGUAGUCCCUUUAGUUGAAGAAGUGUAUACCGACAUUCAAAUGGAAAAUAUUGACAGUGGUUGCAUUUUUUGGGGGCCAUAUGGUACCAGUUGCCUUGUUGACUUAAUCAACCCCCUAAUCAAAUCAAAUCAAAUUGUAUUUAUCACAUGCUUUGUAAACAACAGGUAUAGACUAACAGUGAAAUGCUGACUUACGGGCCCUUCCCAAAAAAUGCAGAGAGAAAAAAAAUGAUAAAUAAUAGAAACAUACACAAUGAGUAACAAUAACUUGGCUAUAUACACGGGGUACCAGUACUGAGUCAAUGUGCAGGACUAUGAUGUAGAUAUGUACAUAUACAGUAGGUAGGGAUAAAGUGACUAGGUAACAGGAUAGAUAAUAAACAGUAACAGCAGCAUAUGUGAUGAGUCAAAGAGAUGCAAAAAAGGGUCAAUGCAGAUAGUUAAAUAGUUAACCAAUAGCUACACGGACUAACUAUUUAGCAGUCUUAUGGCAUGGGGGUAGAAGCUGUUUAGGGUCCUGUUGGUUCCAGACUUGGUGCAUCGGUACCGCUUUGCCGUGCGAUAGCAGAGAGAACCGUCCAUGACUUGGGUGGCUGGAGUCUUUGACAAUUUUUAGGGCCUUCCUCUGACACCCCCUGGUAUAGAGGUCCUGGAUGGCAGGGAGCUCGGCCCCAGUGAUGUACUGGGCCGUACGCACUACCCUCCGUAGCGCCUUGUGGUCAGAUGCCAAGCAGUUGCCAUAGCAAGCGGUGAUGCAGCCAGUCAAGAUGAUCUCAAUGGCACAGCUGUAUAAUAUUUUGAGGAUCUGAGUGCCCAUGCCAAAUCUUUUCAGCCUCCUGAGGGGGAAGAGGCAUUGUCUUGCCCUCUUCAUGACUGUGUUGGUGUGUGUGGACCAUGAUAAUUCCUUAGUGAUGUGGACACCGAGGAACUUGAAGCUGUCAACCUGCUCCACUACAGCACCGUCGAUGUAGAUGGAGAAGUGCUCGGCCCUCCUUAUCUAUAGUCUACGAUGGUAGGAUAGUCUCGAACGGACCUCAUCCAGUUUAUUCUCCAGUGAUUUAUCCACUCUCCGACGUAGUCUCGUCAGGUAUCCUGCACGCCGGCCUCUAAAGCGGCAUCUCCUCCUUCUUCGAGCGUCGGGGAUUUGGGCCUGGUCUGGGAUAAUCAAUAUGUCUUUCGCCUCCGACUCAUUGAAGUCCUCGUCCAAAAUCGAAGUUGGUGAUAGCUGUUUUGAUGUCCAGAAGCUCUUUUCGGUCAUAGGAAACGAUAGAGGAAACAUUAUGUACCAACAAAUUUAAGAUCAGCUCCAAUAUUUUUUUACAAUUGGUCAGGAGCCCGUAAAACAGCCGCUAUUCCCUCCAUCGCCAUUCUUUCAACAUCACGACCUGCUUAGUAUUGGUAAUGUUUUUUCUACCUCAAAUGUGGUUUAAUGUACAGUAUGAUCGUUAGGGAACAUAAAUAAGUGGUCUAAGAUAGCUGUUGAAUGAGCACAUGAGAAUACGGACGCAAAUAAUGAUAUCAGACUAUAAUCCCCCAUCGCAGGAAUCCGUCUCGCAAAGUUAUCACAAAUACAUCCUGAUUUGAUUCAGUAAGUAUAGUAAGUAUAUUACAUAUGUAUAUUCAUAUUAUAAAGUAUAUUAUAUGUAGCUGUUUGGCUGUGGGAGAGUUACCCUUUAUAACCACAGUUCAGAAUGCUGUGUACUGUAUCCUUGAUGCUGUGUAAUGUAAUGUAUAGGACUCACUCUGCUCCUCUCACUGUGUCUCUGCUCCCCACCCAGAACGCGCCUGAUGCAGAGCUUCAAAGAGUCCCACUCCCAUGAGUCCUUGCUGUCUCCCAGCAGCGCGGCCGAGGCGCUGGACCUCACCCUGGACGAGGACGCCAUCAUCAAGCCUGUCCACUCCAGCAUCCUGGGACAGGAGUACUGCUUCGAGGUGAGGCUGACACGACACACACACACAAUGAAACACAGAUAGCGCUACUAAUUAAACCUGGGUUCAAAUACUAUUUGAAAUCAUUUCAAAUAAUUUUGCUGUGCUUGAUUGAGCUUGCCUGUUGCAAUGGAACCAAUAGAAUAAGAGAAAGUUAAAAUCCCACCCAUCUGCCACUCCAGGCAGGCUAAAGCAAACACUAAAAGUAUCUGAAAGAUUUCAAAUAGAAUUUGAACCCAGGUCUGUCUACUAUUGUUACUAAUACUACUAAUGUUGGGUAGAAGUCUCUCCAUUGGCAUCAACAUAAGGAUUUAUUGAAUAAGGCUGUGAUUUUAAAAUCUUGUUAUCUGUGGAAAAGAUAUCAAAGAGAAAGCCAACAAGCAGCUCGAAAUGAGCUCAUGUCCCAAGUUGAUUUGUCACAGAAAUUUGUUGUGAAAACGGCUUUCACUGCAUGGUUCACUUUCCCAUAGCCGACGUGUACAUGACACAAGUCUCUAUGAUUAAAGGACGUUGUUAUGCCACUUGUCAUCUUCUCCCAAGUUGCUAAUGGUUGUGGCUGUUGAUGUUACCGUUGGUAACCUCAGGUGACUACGGCUUCGGGAACCAAGUGCUUUGCAUGUCGCUCGGGUGCAGAGAGAGACAAAUGGAUCGAGAAUCUUCAGAGAGCUGUCAAACCCAACAAGGUGGGGAAACAAGGACGAGAAAUUAAGUUACUUCUCUGUCUGUCAGUGCUUCUCUCCUUCUCCCCUGUCUUCAAUAUGUCUGUUUCAAUAUGAGCAUUUCCUCAUUUUGUGUACUGUAACCUCCAUUUGCUCUCUGUUUGUCUAUAUCUGUAAUGUACAUUCAAAUACAGUACAUAUUAAAACACAGCACUUCUACACUCUAUCAUCCGAGUAAAAUAAAGAACUAAGAAGAAGCAAACUCAGCACUUUAGAUGCGGUUGAUUAAAACAGAUCUUCUAAUUUCAGCUCAGCUUGAUCUCCUAGGUCUGCGUAAUAGGCCCUUCCCCCCCCCCCCUCUCUCUUAUCAAAAAGGGGAAACAUGCGCGAGACAGAUAACUGCUCUUGAUGGCAGCUAGGGAGCUGCAGUAUUAAGGCAAACGGAGAGGAAACAUCAGCCUGAGUGGAUUGACUCAUCCAGAUGCUGUGACUGCAGGGUUCCUGGCUGAAUCACGGGGCUCCAAGGACUUAACACGGGGGCUCCGAAAUAUCCUCAGCACCGUCAUGAAUCUCCAACCAGAUACAUGAUGAGAGAGAAAAGACGAGGUGCGAUGUCGAUAGAGACCAGGAUGUUCAUUAAGUUUCGUAACCAUCGCUGGGCAGACAGACGCUCUUGAUUCUUCUUCCUAUUGAAAUUCAUUAUGAACGGUUGAAAGGGUUGUAUCGGCGGACAUCCACAUUGAUUGUCAGGCGGCAUACCUAUGGAGUACUUAAGAACUAACAACUUUGGAAAAUUGCUGAUAUACUUAGCAAUCUAAAUUCGGUAUUAAGAGCUGAGCUUAGCCGGGGCCGAGCGAUCCAGUGGCAUUUCAGACUAGUUGAAAUGACUCACCUCUGACUAAAACAUCACUCUGUGCAAUCUGCACAGCACACUCUCCUCCCAUUGGGAUUUCAGAUAUAGUUGGCUCUUUGUAAUCAUGUUCAGAAAAUGCAGCUCUCUGCUGCAACAUUACCAAUCACACAUCCACUUUCUGUCUCUCAUGCCUCCAGUACACAUGUAUUAUCUCAUGUAUCGCCAUCCGUAUGUGUGCAUAUUGUUCUUAACCCACUCAACCAUCCCUCUCUCUUUGGCUUUCUUUUUCCCUUUGGUUUUCUUUCCUCCCUGUUCUGCCUUGUCCUUUUGCCACCCUUUCUUUGCCCCUCUUCAGGACAACAGUCGGAGGGUGGACAACGUGCUGAAACUCUGGAUCAUCGAGGCGCGGGAGCUUCCGGCCAAGAAGCGUUACUACUGCGAACUUUGUCUGGACGACAUGCUUUACGCACGCACCACCAGCAAGCCCCGGACUGACACCGUGUUCUGGGGCGAGCACUUUGAGUUCAACAACUUGCCAGCCGUCCGCAACCUACGCCUUCAUCUCUACAAGGAGACUGACAAGAAGAGACGCAAGGUGAAGGGACAACUCUCUCACCAGUGUGCAAAACUGGAUAAAACUGGUUGAAAUUACAUUCUUGUAGACUGGUUAAAGCACUGCUGGGUUUAAUGAUAGCAGCUUGCCCAAUGAUUAAGAUGGAUAAAUAUACUUUAGUUACAUUACUAUCCUCUUUUUGUCCUCUUUCUUAAUGGCCCAGGCCCCAUAACUCUUGACCACAAAAUCCCACUUAUGCCUUAUUUCCCCUCUUCUAUCAGGAAAAGAGCACAUACCUGGGACUGGUCAGUAUCCCUAUCUCCAGCAUCACGGGCCGACAGUUUGUGGAGCAGUGGUACCCCGUCAUCCAGCCUAGCGUCCUGGCCAAGGGGCAAGCAGGGGGCAAGAUCAUCAAUGCCUCCCUACGCCUCAAGUCCCGCUACCAGACCAUGAGCAUCCUGCCCAUGGAGCUGUACAAGGAGUUUGCGGAGUAUGUCACCAAUAACUACCGGACUCUGUGUGCGGUGCUGGAGCCUCUACUGAGCGUGAAGAGUAAAGAGGAGGUGGCCUGUGCGCUGGUCCACAUACUACAGAGCACGGGGAAAGCAAAGGUAAGUAUUGGCAUGAAACAUUAAAUAAAUUGUUACUUCAAUAGUGCACGGUACAAUGCAAGGUCAUAUUCCCGUAUACACCCCACUGUAUCCUGUGAAUAUGCCAAAUAAAUGUUGUUUUUGAUUUGAUAACAUAAUAUUGAUGGAAUAUGAGUACAUUAUAGUGAGAAUGUAUGCACCGUUUAUAAAUUCAACCACCUCAAAUCACCAUGCUGUCACGCUGAUUAAUGAUUUGGAGACAGACGCAGGAAUACAUAAUAGGGGUUUCAUUUUCUCCACCCAACACAAGGUAUGUCAUGAACAACGACGGGGACGAAGCCCAAAACAAACACGUAUAUACACUACCGUUCAAAAGUUUGGGGUCACUUAGGAAUGUCCUUGUUUUCGAAAGAAAAGCAAUUUUGUGGUCCAUUAAAAUAACAUCAAGUUGAUCAGAAAUACAGUGUAGACAUUGUUAAUGUUGUAAAUGGCUAUUGUAGCUGAAAAAGGCUGAUUUUUUUAUUUAUUUUUAGUCAUUUUAGCAGACGCUAUUAUCCAGAGCAACUUACAGUUAGUGAAUACAUAUUUUAUUUUUUUAUACUGGCCCCCCGUGGGAAUUGAACCCACAACCCUGGCGUUGCAAACGCCAUGCUCUAUCAACUGAGCUACAUCCCUGCCGGCCAUUCCCUCCCCUACCCUGGACGACGCUGGGCCAAUUGUGCACCGCCCAUGAGUCUCCUGGUCGCUGCCGGCUGCGACAGAGCCUGGAUUUGAACCAGGAUCUCUAGUGGCACAGUUUGCACUGCGAUGCAGUGCCUUAGACCACUGCGCCACUCAGGAGACUUUUUAUGGAAUAUCUACAUAGGCGUACAGAGGCCCAUUAUCAGCAACCAUCAGUCCUGUGUUCCAAUGGCACGUUGUGUUUGCUAAUCCAAGUUUAUCAUUUUAAAAGUCUAAUUGAUCAUUAGAAAACCCUUUUGCAAUUAUGUUAGCACAGCUGAAAACUGUUGUGCUGAUUAAAGAAGCAAUAAAACUGGCCUUCUUGACACUAGUUGAGUAUCUGGAGCAUCAGUAAUUGUGGGUUCGAUUACAGGCUCAAAAUGGCCAGAAACAAAGAACUUUCUUCUGAAACUCGUCAGUCUAUUCUUGUUCUGAGAAAUGAAGGCUAUUCCAUGCGAGAAAUUGCCAAGAAACUGAAGAUCUUGUACAACGCUGUGUUCUACUCCCUUCACAGAAAAGUGCAAACUGGCUCUAACCAGAAUAUAAAAAGGAGUGGGAGGCCCCGGUGCACAACUGAGCAAGAGGACAAAUACAUUAGAGUGUCUCGUUUGAGAAACAGACGCCUCACAGGUCCUCAACUGGCAGCUUCAUUAAAUAGUACCCGCAAAACACCAGUCUCAACGUCAACAGUGAAGAGGCAACUCUGGGAUGCUGACCUUCUAGGCAGAGUUGCAAAGAAAAAGCCAUAUCUCAGACUGGCCAAUAAAAAUAAAAGAUUAAGAUGGGCAAAAGAACACAGACACUGGACAGAGGAAGAUUGGAAAAAAGUGUUAUGGACAGACGAAUCACAAAGAAGAACGUUUGUGAGACGCAGACCAAAUGAAAAGAUGCUGGAGGAGUGCUUGAUGCCAUCUGUCAAGCAUGAUGGAGGCAAUGUGAUGGUCUGGGGGUGGUUUGGUGGUGGUAAAGUGGGAGAUUUGUACAGGGUAAAAGGGAUCUUGAAGAAGGAAGGCUAUCACUCCAUUUUGCAACGCCAUGCCAUACCCUGUGGACGGCGCUUGAUCGGAGCCAAUUUCCUCCUACAACAGGACAAUGACCCAGAGCACAGCUCCAAACUAUGCAAGAACUAUUUCGCGAAGAAGCAGUCAACUGGUAUACUGUCUAUAAUGGAGUGGCCAGCACAGUCACCGGAUCUUAACCCUAUUGAGCUGUUGUGGGAGCAGCUUGACUGUAUGGUACAUAUAAGUGCCCAUCAAGCCAAUCCAACUUGUGGGAGGUGCUUCAGGAAGCAUGGGGUGAAAUCUCUUCAGAUUACCUCAACAAAUUGACAACUAGAAUGCCAAAGGUCUGCAAGGCUGUAAUUGCUGCAAAUGGAGGAUUCUUUGACAAAAGCAAAGUUUGAAGGACACAAUUAUUAUUUCAAUUAAAAAUCAUUAUUUAUAACCUUGUCAAUGACUACAUUUCCUAUUCAUGUUAAUAUAUGUCCUAUUCAAACUCAUUUCAUGUAUGUUUUCAUGGAAAACAAGGAUAUUUCUAAGUGACCCCAAACUUUUGAACAAUAGUGUAUAUAUUACAUAGGGAUGUAACCCAAACAAAAGAGCAAGGUGUAAACCUUUAAACAAUACACGGGACGAGACCCGUAAUACCAAGAGCACAAUACACAGUACUCACGAGACCAACGGACAUGGGACAAUAAUCGACAAGGACAAUGGGGAACAGAGGGCACAUAUAUACCUGGAUGCCUGGAUGUUCUUCAAAAGUGCUUUCCUCUCCAUCUUAAAUAAGCAUUCUCCAUUCAAAAAAUUCAGAACUAAGAACAGAUAUAGCCCUUGGUUCACCCCAGACUUGACUGCCCUUGACCAGCACAAAAUCAUCCUGUGGCGUACUGCAUUAGCAUCGAACAGCCCCCGCGAUAUGCAACUUUUCAGGGAAGUAAGGAACCAAUAUACACAAUCAGUUAGGAAAGCAAAGGCUAGCUUUUUCAAACAGAAAUGUGCAUUCUGUAGCACUAACUGCAAAAGGUUUUGGGACACUGUAAAGUCCACCCCCCCCCCCCCCCCCCCCCCCCACCCCCCGCUUCUCCUUCAACCAAAUUCAGAUAGCUGAUGUCCUGAAAGAGCUGCAAAAUCUGGACCCCUACAAAUCAUCUGGGCUAGACAAUCUGGACACUUUCUUUCUAAAAUUUGCCGCCGGAAUUGUCGCUACCCCUAUUACUAGCCUUUUCAACCUCUCUUUCGUAUCGUCUGAGAUCCCCAGAGAUUGGAAAGCUGCCGCAGUCAUCCACCUCUUCAAAGGGGGUGACACUCUAGAUCCAAACUGUUACAGACCUAUAUCCAUCCUGCCCUGCCUUUCAAAAGUAUUUGAAAGCCAAGUAAACAAACAGAUCACCACCGUACCUUCUCCGCUAUGCAAUCUGGUUUGCGAACUGGUCAUGGGUGCACCUCAGCCACGCUCAAGGUCCUAAACGAUAUAAUAACCGUGAUCGAUAAAAGACAGUACUCUGCAGCCGUCUUCAUCGACCUGGCCAAGGCUUUUGACUCUGUCAAUCACCGCAUUCUUAUUGGCAGACUAAAUAGCCUUGGUUUCUCAAAUGACUGCCUCGCCUGGUUCACCAACUACUUCUCAGAUAGAGUUCAAUGUGUCAAAUCGGAGGGCCUGUUGUCUGGACCUCUGGCAGUCUCUAUGGGGGUGCCACAGGGUUCAAUUCUCGGGCGGACUCUAUUCUCUGUGUAUAUCAAUGAUGUUGCUCUUGCUGCUGGUGACUCUCAGAUCCACCUCUAUGCAGACGACACCAUUUUGUAUACAUCUGGCCCUUCAUUGGACACUGUGUUAACAAACCUCCAAACAAGCUUCAAUGCCAUACAACACUCCUUCCGUGGCCUCCAACUGCUCUUAAACGCUAUUAAACUAAAUGCAUGCUCUUCAAUCGAGCGCUGCUUGCACCCGCCCGCCCGACUAGAAUCACUACUCUCGGCGGGUCUGACUUAGAAUAUGUGGACAACUACAAAUACCUAGGUGUCUGGUUAGACCGUAAACUCUCCUUCUAGACUCACAUUAAGCAUCUCCAAUCCAAAGUUACAUCUAGAAUCGGCUUCCUAUUUCGCAACAAAGCCUCCUUCACUCAUGCUGCUAAACAUGCCCUCGUAAAACUGACUAUCGUACCGAUCCUUGACUUUGGCGAUGUCAUUUACAAAAUAGCUUCCAACACUCUACUCAGCAAAUUGGAUGUAGUCUAUCACAGUGCCAUCCGUUUUGUCACCAAAGCCCCAUAUACUACCCACCAUUGUGACCUGUACGCUCUCGUUGGCUGGCCCUCACUACAUAUUCGUUGCUAAACCCAAUGGCUCCAGGUCAUCUAUAAAUCACUUCUAGGCAAAUCCCUGCCUUAUCUUAGAUCAUUGGUCACCAUAGCAACACCCACCCGUUGUAUGCGUUCCAGCAGGUAUAUCUCACUGGUCAUCCCCAAAGCCAACACCUCCUUUGGCCGCCAUUCCUUCCAGUUCUCUGCUGCAAAUGACUGGAACGAACUGCAAAAAUCUCUGAAGCUGGAGACACUUAUCUCCCUCACUAACUUUAAGCAUCAGUUGUCAGAGCAGCUUACCGAUCACUGCACCUGUACACAGCCCAUCUGUAAUUAGCUCACCCAACUACCUCAUCCCCAUAUUGCUAUUUACAUAGUUAUUUAUUUUGCUCAUUUGCACCCCAGUAUCUCUAUUUGCACAUCAUCUUCUGCACAUCUAUCACUCCAGUGUUAAUACUAAAUUGUAAUUAUUUUGCACUAUGGCCUAUUUAUUGCCUUACCUCCAUAACUUACUACAUUUGCACACACUGUAUAUAGAUUUUCUAUUGUGUUAUUGACUGUACGUUUUGUUUAUUCCAUAUGUAACUCUGUGUUGUUGUUGUUUUUAUCGCACUGCUUUGCUUUAUCUUGGCCAGGUCGCAGUUGUAAAUGAGAACUUGUUCUCAACUGGCUUACCUGGUAAAAUAAAGGUGAUGAGACAUUACUGCCAAAUAAAUCAAAUCAAAUCCAAUUUUAUUUGUCACGUGCCACAAAUGCUUACUUACAAGCCCUUAACCAACAAUGCAGUUUUAAGAAAGAAUACCAAAAAAAAAUCACACAAUAAAUAAUUAUAGAGCAGCAGUAAAAAUAACAAUAGCGAGGCUAUAUACAGGGGGUACAUUUUUACAUUUGAGAUUUUAGUCAUUUAGCAGACGCUCUUAUCCAGAGCGAUUUACAGUUAGUGAGUGCAUACAUUUUUCAUACUGGCCCCCCAUGGGAAACGAACCCACAACCCUGGCGUUGCAAGCACCAUGCUCUACCAACUGAGCUACAGGACAGCCUGUCAAUGUGUGUACAGAGUCAAUGUGUGGGGGCACCGGUUAGUCGAGGUAAUUGAGGUAAUAUGUACUAAGUCACUGUCAUAACAGUGUCCUUUACAUACAUAGGAUGUGGUGUUUUGCUGUAACCAGUGUAACAUGUGUCAUGCUAAUGUAACCAUCCUAUUACUUGAUGGCCCAUGGUCUACCAAUAUUAUGUCAUGAAGAUGAGCCAUUGUUUACUUGACUGACCAUGCUGGAUAUUCAUUCAGUCCUUAAAGUUGUGAAAUUCACGGUAGGACUCAAUGCCAUGCUAUGUAGGCAAUGUGCUGAACAGGGAAACAUAGCUUCUGUUGGUCGAUUACCAAUCAAAUAAUUAUUGAAUCACAAAACAUAACAAAAAAAUCCAUAGCAUUUCUUACCUCUCUUUUGGUGUUGAUUUUUCCACAACCAAACUUCUAUAACCUCAGAUUCCCUCGAAAUCAGACUGUCUCCACCAGUAUCUCCCUGAGAAAUACAUGUUUGUGUGAUGUCACUGUACCGAAUGUAUAGCUAGAUGCAUUGUUUGGGGUGGUCCUGGGUUGAAAAUGCUGUCGACCACCUAGCUAGCUAGCAUUAUCAUCUACAAACCAAACACACUAUCAUGUAAACAAUCUGCAUAUGUAGCUUUAGGUAGCUAGCUAACGUUAGCUAGUUGAAAUAAAGGCAUUGGGCAUCUUGUGUGGUUUAUACAGUGUAGCUGUCGUUAGAUUCCUUUGAGGACAAAACAGUUAGAAUACAGAAGAUGUCAGCUAGCUAGCUAAGUAGCCGUGUUAGCUAGCUUGAACACUGAACACACUAAGGUUAGCAGAAAAAAGGCAGGCUAAAAAUUCAACCCAACACUUACCUACCUGUCCAUGAGAAUGGUUGUCAUUUCAGCGUCACUCUUCCACCUUUCAAAAUUAAUUCCAAUGUCUAUCCGGUUUCUGGAUUGGUCAUGAGCAGUGUUCUUCUCGCUUCUUUUUCUCUUUUGGGGUCGAGUUGAUACAGAUCCAAGAAUCGAGAAUGAUGCUUGUUUCUGUCAACAUUUUCUGAAAACGCUGACCCUGCUACCAGGAAAGUUAAUCUGCAAACAAGUUAGCUAGCUUGUUGGCUUCAUCUGCUCUGUGUUUGUUUCUGGUGGCUGUAGCUUGCAAGUGACUUUCACUUCCUCUCCAUCUCCGGAGCAAUGGCAGCAGGGUUGUUUGAGUAGGCAGGAUUUAGCACAAAGACACACCUUGCCCAGAAGGCCAGCCCAAGGCGGCUCAGGGCUCAAUCCCCUUGUUUUCGUUCAAAGUGAAAACACAACAGAAGAAGUGGGGAGGCAUGGGGACGCCCAUGACCUGCAGAUUCCAUCUUCAAGGCAAUAUGAACUACAAAAUGAACAUUAGUUUGACUACUUCUUGGUUUUCUUACCAAACCAUAAGCCAAAACAGAUUGAAACAGAAGGAACAUUAAACAUAACAAAUUACACUCUGACCUCCGGAAAGACGUUAUAUCCUCAAAAUUGAAUUUGAGAGUACCCAAUAGAUUGUAAUUGAAUGUUUUACAAAGAAAGCCUAUGCUAUGUUGAUGUUUCUGUUUUUUUUUUCCCCCAGGAUUUUCUUUCGGACAUGGCGAUGUGUGAGGUAGAUAGAUUCAUUGACCGAGAACACCUUAUCUUCAGAGAGAACACUCUGGCCACCAAAGCCAUAGAAGAGUACCUCAAGCUGAUUGGACAUAAGUACCUCAAGGAUGCAAUAGGUGUGACCGUCAAAUGCUUCACAUUAAUCUCUCAAUACAUGUUGUUGGACUGUUCUUGCUGUGAUGUAUCCAGUAUCUUUCUGUGUUUGCCUAAUGGUCGGUGAUAUUGUGUUUGUUUCAGGGGAGUUCAUAAGGGCACUGUACGAAUCGGAGGAGAACUGCGAGGUGGACCCCAUGAGGACACCACCCUCUGUCCUUCCAGAUCACCAAGCCAAUCUCCGCAUGUGCUGCGAACUGGCACUCUGCAAAAUCGUCAACUCCCAUUGGUCAGUAGUUGGCAUAUAUGAGUGCUUACAGUUGUUUUCAUUCAUGUAGGAUUACUCCUGGCCUACAGCACCCAAAGACAUAUUUACAGAAUUUGGAUUGUUGAGCACACCAGAUUUGCCUUCAGUAGUUGGCAUACAUUGCCUGACUAAAACAGAAUAUCCUAUCAAAUGAGAAUAACACACUGUAUAUUUGUAUCUCUCUGCAGUGUGUUCCCUCGAGAGCUGAAGGAGGUGUUUGCCUCGUGGAGGGUGCGCUGUGCGGAGAGGGGGAGGGAGGACAUCGCAGACCGCCUAAUCAGCGGCUCCCUUUUCCUGCGCUUCCUGUGUCCGGCCGUCAUGUCCCCCUCCCUGUUCAACCUGACCCAGGAGUACCCAGACGAGCAGACGUCACGCACGCUCACCCUCAUCUCCAAAGUGGUGCAGAACCUGGCCAACUUCUCCAAGUCAGUUCAUUCAUUCAAAUCAACUCAUAAUGUUAUGCUUAUGCUAAAACUUUUGUAAUAUUUUGAGUCUUUUUCCCGGGCACAGACUAAACCUAGUCCUGGACUAAAAAGCAUGCUCAAUGUCGAUUCUUCAUUGAAAGUGCUUAUUAGUUAUUAAUCCAGGAUUGGGCUAAUUCUGUGUCCGGGAAACCAGCCAAUGAUGUAAUCUCUGUGAGUAUACAGCAUUUUGACUCUUCCUCCUAUACCCCACUCUUUCUUCUUCUUCUCUCUCUCCCUCAGGUUUGGCAUGAAAGAGGAGUACAUGUGCUUCAUGAAUGAGUUCUUAGAGAUGGAGUGGGGCUCCAUGCAGCAGUUCCUCUAUGAGAUCUCCAAUCUGGACAGUGUGAGCAACGCAGGGGGCUUCGAGGGCUACAUCGACCUGGGCAGGGAGCUGUCCAUACUGCACAGCCUCCUCUGGGAGGUCAUGGCCCAGCUCAGCAAGGUAGGGAGGAUCAGGGUAAAUAUUAACAAUACAACCGCUACAAUAUAUGACCAAUAAAGAAUUAUAAGUUACAGAUAACCAAUGUAGGGUUAUUCAAUAAUGAUUGAGUCCAAUAUGGAAUCAGUACAAUAAAAUAACUAUGUAUGGUCUUGACAACCCAGUAAUCUGAAUGUUUGAGACAGUAGAAUGAACGGAAUGAUUAAGUGCACUUGCAAUUUUCAAAGAUAAGAUACUUAAAAUUAUCAACCACACUUUUUAACCAUUUGAAUGCUUUUCCUAUUGUCAUUGCUAACUUGUAUUCAUGUCAGUCUUCUAACCCUAACCCACAGGAUGCCAUUAUCAAACUGGGUCCCUUGCCCCGCCUCUUGAAUGACAUCAGCAUGGCCCUGCGUAACCCCCACCUGCAGAGGCAGCCCAGCCACCAGAACCAGACAGAUAGAGUCCAUGAGAGACAGACGGAGAGGCUGCUCUCACGACCCAGCUUCAACAGGGAGUCUCCUCGGAGUUCCAGAAUCUCAUGAUGAAGGAUCUCAACAGGUAGUGCCCUGGCUUUAUUUAACCCUAUGGCUUGUUUCCUGGACACAGGUUAAGUAUAGUCCUGGACUGAAAAGCACUUUGAAUGGAGAAUUUCCAUUGAACAUACCUUUUAGUCUUGGAUUAGGUUUAAUCUGUGUUGGGAAAACCAGGCCUAGGAGGAUGGUUGGUUGGGGCAUUUAUCAUGGCCAAUGUUAAAGUUUUGCCUUUCCCGCCAUAAGGCUGUGGUUGGGUUUUGCCUUUUGUGCUAAAUCCUAACUUGUAAUACACCUUUUGAACUUUAUCAGUAUAAAAGACACCUGUCCACAACCUCAAACAGUCACACUCCAAACUCCACUAUGGCCAAGACCAAAGAGCUGUCAAAGGACACCAGAAACAAAAUUGUAGACCUGCACCAGGCUGGGAAGACUGAAUCUGCAAUAGGUAAGCAGCUUGGUUUGAAGAAAUCAACUGUGGGAGCAAUUAUUAGGAAAUGGAAGACAUACAAGACCACUGAUAAUCUCCCUCGAUCUGGGGCUCCACGCAAGAUCUCACCCCGUGGGGUCAAAAUGAUCACAAGAAUGGUGAGCAAAAAUCCCAGAACCACACGGGGGGACCUAGUGAAUGACCUGCAGAGAGCUGGGACCAAAGUAACAAAGCCUACCAUCAGUAACACACUACGCCGCCAGGGACUCAAAUCCUGCAGUGCCAGACGUGUCCCCCUGCUUAAGCCAGUACAUGUCCAGGCCCGUCUGAAGUUUGCUAGAGUGCAUUUGGAUGAUCCAGAAGAGGAUUGGGAGAAUGUCAUAUGGUCAGAUGAAACCAAAAUAGAACUUUUUGGUAAAAACUCAACUCGUCGUGUUUGGAGGACAAAGAAUGCUGAGUUGCAUCCAAAGAACUACUGUGAAGCAAGUGAGUGGAAACAUCAUGCUUUGGGGCUGUUUUUCUGCAAAGGGACCAGGACGACUGAUCCGUGUAAAGGAAAGAAUGAAUGGGGCCAUGUAUCGUGAGAUUUUGAGUGAAAACCUCCUUCCAUCAGCAAGGGCAUUGAAGAUGAAACGUGGCUGGGUCUUUCAGCAUGACAAUGAUCCCAAACACACCGCCCGGGCAACGAAGGAGUGGCUUCGUAAGAAGCAUUUCAAGGUCCUGGAGUGGCCUAGCCAGUCUCCAGAUCUCAACCCCAUAGAAGAUCUUUGGAGGGAGUUGAAAGUCCGUGUUGCCCAACGACAGCCCCAAAACAUCACUGCUCUAGAGAAGAUCUGGAUGGAGGAAUGGGCCAAAAUACCAGCAACAGUGUGUGAAAACCUUGUGAAGACUUACAGAAAACGUUUGACCUGUGUCAUUGCCAACAAAGGGUAUAUAACAAAGUAUUGAGAAACUUUUGUUAUUGACCAAAUACUUAUUUUCCACCAUAAUUUGCAAAUAAAUUCAUUUAAAAUCCUACAAUGUGAUAUUCUGGAUUUUUUUUUCUAAUUUUGUCUGUCAUAGUUGACGUGUACCUAUGAUGAAAAUUACAGGCCUCUCUCAUCUUUUUAAGUGGGAGAACUUGCACAAUUGGUGGCUGACUAAAUACUUUUUUCCCCCACUGUAUAACCUUGUCAUCGUCUUCUCCAAUCUGUUGCUAUGUGUUGUUACCUUAAGCUCCAUAGAUAUCACUCGCUUGCCUUCCCCUACCUCUGGUGUGUCCAGUGGGGGGAUCAUGCCAUCUCGUGCUCAUGCUCAGCUGAGUUUCCAAGAGCGCGAUCACCCACAUCGAGCCUCCAAAGACGUUUUCUAUGUAACCCGCCCUCCCUUGGCCCGAUCCAGCCCUGCCUACUGCACCAGUAGCUCCGAUAUCACCGAGCCAGACCACAAGGUUAGUUGAAUUCUAGAGUUUUGAUAGCAUUAAGAUCUAUUAGGAGCCGUGUUCAACAGGAAACUAUGUAAACUGCACAUCUCCUUUCCAUGUGGUAGCCAAGUCUGGCAGACGACUGCAGGAUAGUAUGGCAGCUGUGCGCUCAUAGGAAAAUGAUGCAUGUACCUUAGUGGUAAGUCAUGGGACAUGCAAUUCAGGCAUACAACCACCCCUCUCAAUAGAUAACACACUUAAUCAACUUAUUGGCACUUUAGAAUUGGGCACACAAGGAUGUUAGCUAUAUCAAUCUAGUCUAGGUGCUCAGUGUCAAUAAAGUGUAUAUCUAUGAUGGACCUCCAGGACUCCACAUUGAACAGCGUGUCUAACCUGCAGUCGGUGGCCAUGCUCAACUCCUCCCAGGCCUCCAUCACCGGCAUGGGCAGCUUCGGAGGGCUCAGCAGCCAGGGUGGCGGAGGCCUGGGCUCGGGCCUGAGCGGCCAGCUCCGGGCCGGGGGCCGCCUCUCGGCCGGCUCGGGGGGAUCCAGCAUGUCAGGGGGCCUCCGGCUGAGCCAGUUGAGCCAGAUGGGUACCACCACCGACUCGCUGUCCCAGCAGCAGCAGCAGCAGGCCGCCGCCCUGAGAUACCCGCUCUCCUUCCAGAACCCCCUGUUUCAUCUGGCCACCGGCACCGCAGAUGGACCCCACCUCCACCACCAGCACAGCAGGGCCCAUCUCCCGCCGCCCCUGCUCCUGGCCCCGGAGCCUGACCCCGGUGGCUCACACCAGGCCUACAUCCCCCAGUUCGCCCACGGGGGGUUCUCCCGCAGCGAGGACCUGUCCACCCUGAGGACCGGGGCAGGGCACCUGGGGCAGCCAGCCAUUAUCCACUCACACAGCUAUAGCGACGACUACAGCAGGGCUGAUUACGCACGGCGGCAACUGUCCAUGCACGGGCAGGUAUGGAUUAACCUUAGGUCAAUAAUGUGUUUACAAUCAUGCUCUACUUUUGUGCAAAUUAGCCUUUUUGUCUCUCCUACUUGAUCAUAAUUGAAGUCAACAUUUGUUUGUAGCCUACAUGAAUAGGAUUAGCAUAAUGUAAACAUCUGAAACAGGUUUAAGGCCAGGAUAACUUGGUGUUCUCUAAUUGUCCUGUUAGGAUAAUCUUCAACAGCAACAGCAGAUGGGCAUGGCCUCUCAGACUGGCACAUCCCACUCCUCCCUGGCCACACCCCCCUCCACAGUCCAGCCCGCGCGCCAGAGCUCCAUCGCCCCGCCUCCCGCCCAACGCGUCAAAUCACAGACCUCCCAUCAGCUGUCCGUCAGUGCGGCUGCUGCUCCCACACCAUCCGCUAAGACGCGACCGCCCAGUGCCAACCUAUCGCCAGAGUCGAACUACGGAGGUCGGCAACAGGCACCACGGCAACAGCUGUCGGUCAAAGAUAACACAGCCCCUGGACUGCCCCACCAGCAGAGCUCUGUCAGGGAGAGCCAGGGCCCCCAGGGGCCACAGGGGGGCACUACAACAACCAUACAGCAAUCACAGCAGCAGCAACAACAACAACAACCACAGCAACAGCACCUGCUCAAACCUUCCAUCAGCAAACAGGUAUGCAGGCUACUGUACUUUAUUGUGUAAUUCAAUCUACCCUUAAACCUGAUAAAAGCUCAUAGCUGUCACUGUGUUAUUUUCUCUCACUCUGAAAAGAGCAUUAUAUAACAAUUCCAACACACCUCUCUUGCACAGUUUUUUCUGACCAACCCCAUAAUCCCAGUGACCUGUCUGAUUAAAUAGGACCAACGGUCACCCCCUCAUGUGUGGAGUACACAGUAGCGGUGCGUGGGUAAAAUCACUGAGGAAGCCAGAAAAAAAAGCCAUAUUCCAACUUAUGUGUUGUGAUAAUUGCGUUGCUUGCUCUAUAACCUGUUAGUUCAUAUACCUUGACACCGUGAUAUAUAGGCCUGACAAGGCUGAGACAAUAAGAAGACACAGUGGCAGAAUAAAUUCAACCACACCUUUGUUUCAUCACAAAACUGGAGAGCAGCCUCUGUCCGGUGGAGUCCACAAAGCAUAUUACAUGUAACAAACAGUUACAUGACCUACAGCAUGGUCAAGCAAGCUAAUGUUUCCGACAUUUUCAGACCACUAAACAACUAUUGAUUUAGAACCACGUAGAGUUACCGCAAGUCGCAAAGAAAACAGGAGCUGCCUCCACUAUUCCAGCACCAUUUCAACUUCAACAUUUCAACAUCAUCAAAUCACCUAUGCUUAGUCUUAUACAGUGACAACUAAAAUAUACCAAAAACUAUUUAGUCCAAUCAACGUAAGCUGAAUAUGAUGUGGCUGUCCAUGGUUCUGAUUUCUGUGUGCGUGUGUGUGUGUGUACAUGCGUGUGUGUUCGUGCAAGUAGAAAAAACAUUUUGACUCACCCUACUUGUAGAGAAACGCCAAUGCUAUCCUCCUCUCUUUCAUGUUGAUGAAAUAGUCUAUCACUCUGUCAUACAGUACACGCUUUUAUUUUUUGUUGUCCUAGGCUACCUGGCUAAAAUGCUUGCUCGCUAGCCUAACUUUCUUUCAUGAGCAACAUUAGCUAGUUAACAUUAACCUUCUACAUCUAGCUACAUAUUCAACUUCCAUCCUCUCAGGCCAGGGGCACAAUGUAUGAAUUAAUGGUUGGAUCAGAAUUGCCGUUAUAAGCAUUGGCCAGUACAGAGAAUUAAGUCAAACCACCAGUCCAAAUCCCUAUCUCAAUCCAUGGCUAAUUUAGGAAAGGGACAACUUUAGCUAGCUAGCUAGCCACCGGAGGACAACAACACAACGAGAUGCAACAAUUCAAGUUGUUUCUUAAUGACAUAUGCUCUCAAUGCGAUUUGAGAGGAGUGACGGCAAUUCCAAACUUGCUUCCUUUGACACCUUUUUUUGAUGCGCCAGAACCAUUCACAGUUGAGCUCACUCAGUUUAGCACAACGCUGAUUGGCUAUUAUUUUAUACUUUUUUUUUAAUCAAGGAAAGCCAAAUGCCCGGCAACUAUGUCAUACUCUUUUGGACCAGACAGCAUAUGGUAGAUGGCCUACACAUACAGAGACAGAGGGACACUGUUUUGCUCGCUUGGAUGCUUUCUCCAGUGAGAUAUAUUCAGCCUCUUACGAAUUGAUGGAAAAUUAUAAAACACAGAGAGACGAAAGAUACAUUAUGUUAUAUGUUUUUUUCUUUUUUUCUUAGUAAUUCUUUGGGGAAAGCCUGGCUUCCCUCGGCAUCCAUGAAUACACACCACUGCUAGUACUAGUACAUAUUCAUCCUCUUCAUAUCUGCUUCUUGUCUUUUCCCCCAGGGUUCCGGCCAGUCGCCCUCGACCCUUAACCCCCCGACCCCGGCCAAUGAGAGAACAGUCGCCUGGGUCUCCAACAUGCCUCACCUCUCCGCUGACAUUACUCUGGAGGCGAACCGCAUCGACCGCGAGGAGUUCAAGCUGAAGGAGUACUCCAAAAGCAUGGAUGAGUCUCGCUUAGACAGGGUAGAUACAUCUCUCCCACCACAGCUUUCGCAAUACAAAAGAAUGGUAGCCUUAAUUUGACAUUGGCAAUGUGUGUGUGUAUAUAUAGAAAACAGUACAUAAUUGUCUUAACAAUAUACUGUAGCAUUGGCAUUGAAAUCCCAAUCUUCUGGGAAAUCGACAGUAACAAAACGAUGCCUCAUAGGAAUGCAGAAUCUCUCUCUUCUCUUUAGCAUAUUCAACAGCAAACUGUGAGACUAGAGAACCGUAACACUGAUCUGAGUCAUAUCUCCUUCUUAAUGCACAGUGCAGAUGUCAGGGAAGUGCAAUUCAAGUCUAUCAGUGGAGAGCAGAUGGUACCGAGACACUUCUUUAUGAAUAAUUUAGAUAGGAACAGCUGAGGAUGAACUUGAACAACAGUGAGUCAUUGAAAAUAAAAAACUUUUAGCUUGCAUAUUCAUAUUUGACCGCAUUACCACAUUUCUUUGUCCGAGUGAAGGUGUGUUUCAGUCAAGGGUGGUUCCCAAUCAGAGACAGCUGUAGCUCGUUGUCUCUGAUUGGGGACCAUACUUAGGCAGCCUGUUGGCAUGUUACGUUGUGGGAUCUUGUUCCGUUAAGGUUUGUGUUAUUUAACCUAGGACUUCACGUAUCGUUUGUUUAUUGUUUUGGUUCGUGUGUGUACACAAUAAAGUAUGUACGCUUAUCACGCUGCGCCUUGGUCCGCUUCAUCUCAUAACGAUCGUGACAGAAGAUCCCACCACGACUGGAUCAAGCAGCGUGAAGAGGAUAGAGGAUGGACUUGGGAGGAGAAGAGUGAGAGUCUGGCGAGAGCCAUGGAGGCCAUGUUCACGGGGGAUAGACAAGCCCAAAAAAAUUUUAGGGGGGGGGCUCAUGCCGUGGACGACGAGGCAGCAGGAGGCCGCGAUAGAGCGGUUCAGCAGGUUAGCAGAGGAGGCCGCCAGGUGACGGGGGCCACUGGUCACGAGGGAGAAGGAGAGUGUGGAGGCACGGCGAGAGGAACUGGUUAGGCAGCAGAGGGAGCGGAGGUUUAUGAGGAAACCCAGUCCCGCUCCUCGCACCAAGCAAGUGGUGUGUGUCACCAGUCCGGUCCGGCCCGUUCCUGAUUCCCGCACAAGGCCAGCGGUGUGUGUUCCCAGUAUGGUCAGGCCCGUCCCUGCUCCCCGCACUAAGCCUGUGAUGUGCGUCGCCAGCCCGGUCCGGCCUGUUCCUGCUCCCCGCACUAAGCCAAUGGUGCGCGUCGUCAGCCCGGUCCGGCCCGUUCCUGCUCCCCGCACCAAGCCAGUGGUGCGCGUCAUCAGCCCGGUCCGGCCUGUUCCUGCUCCCCGCACCAAGCCGGUGGUGCGCGUCGUCAGCCCGGUCCGGCCUGUUCCUGCUCCCCGCACCAAGCCAGUGGUGCGCGUCGUCAGCCCGGUCCGGCCCGUUCCUGCUCCCCGCGCUGGGCCGGUGGUGCGCGUCGCCAGCCUGGUCCGGCCUGUUCCUGCUUCCCGCACCAAGCCAGUGGUGCGCGUCGUCAGCCCGGUCCGGCCCGUUCCUGCUCCCCGCGCUGGGCCGGUGGUGCGCGUCGCCAGCCCGGUCCGGCCUCUUCCUGCUCCCCGCACCAAGCCGGUGGUGCGCGUCGCCAGCCCGGUCCGGCCUGUUCCUGCUUCCCGCACCAAGCCAGUGGUGCGCGUCGUCAGCCCAGUCCGGCCCGUUCCUGCACCCCGCGCUGGGCCGGUGGUGCGCGUCGCCAGCCCGGUCCGGCCUGUUCCUGCUCCCCGCACCAAGCCAAUGGUGCGCGUCGUCGGCCCGGUCCGGCCCGUUCCUGCUCCCCGCACCGGGCCAGUGGUGCGCGUCGUCGGCCCGGUCCGGCCCGUCCCUGCUCCCCGCACCAGGCCAGUGGUGCGCGUCGUCAGUCCGGCACGGUCCGUGCCUGCUCCACGCCGGAGCCAGAGCAAUCCGCUCCACCAGUGUUCAGUCCAGCUCCGGCCAGAGGGCCAGACCAGACCAGGGGCGCAACGGGGGGGUAGAGAGAGUGUGGUGGUCACGCCCGGAGCCGGAUCCGCCGCCGAGGCGGAAUGCCCACCCGGCCCCUGCCCUCUUGUGUUUGGUUGGCGCGGUCGCAGUCCGCGCCUUUGGGGGGGGGGGGGGGGGGGGGGGGGGGGGGUACUGUCACGCCCUGGCUCUGGGGACUCUUAAAUGUUGAGCCAGGGUGUGGAUUUUUCCUUGUUUAGUUUUCUAGGUUUGUCGUUCUAGAUCGUGUAUUUCUAUGUUGACCAGGGUGGUUCCCAAUCAGAGACAGCUGUAGCUCGUUGUCUCUGAUUGGGGACCAUACUUAGGCAGCCUGUUGGCAUGUUACGUUGUGGGAUCUUGUUCCGUUAAGGUUUGUGUUAUUUAACCUAGGACUUCACGUAUCGUUUGUUUAUUGUUUUGGUUCGUGUGUGUACACAAUAAAGUAUGUACGCUUAUCACGCUGCGCCUUGGUCCGCUUCAUCUCAUAACGAUCGUGACAAACCCCCAAGACCAUUUGUCGGUUGCUUAGCCAUGUGUUGCUAAUAAACAGUAUGACAAUUGCUCAACUAUUUUUAUAUUUUCAAUAUAUUCCCUUCUAUUUUCAUAAUAGACAUAGCAAGAUCUUUGUGCAUAGUGAGCAAGUGAAAAGGGAUAAUCUAGAGUCCAAAAAUGUCCAUGUAUAUGACAAUUGCUCAACCAUUUUCUAUUUCCAAUGCAUUCUCUUCUCUCUUUCUGUCUCAGGUAAAGGAAUACGAGGAGGAAAUCCACUCCCUAAAGGAGCGACUGAUCAUGUCCCACAGGAAGCUGGAGGAAUAUGAGAAGAGGCUCCUUUCCCAGGAGCAGCAGACCAGUAAGAUCCUCUCACAAUACCAGAGUCGCCUGGAGGACAGCGAGAGGAGGCUACGGCAACAGCAAGUGGAGAAAGACUCCCAAAUUAAAGGAAUAAUCAACAGGUAA
Coregonus sp. 'balchen' is the source of this 32341-nucleotide messenger RNA. The record is from the annotation of a GenBank genome assembly. NCBI's taxonomy places the organism in Eukaryota, Metazoa, Chordata, Actinopteri, Salmoniformes, Salmonidae.